This is a messenger RNA of Exophiala bonariae, 810 nucleotides long. RefSeq lists its product as uncharacterized. Lineage: Eukaryota; Fungi; Ascomycota; Eurotiomycetes; Chaetothyriales; Herpotrichiellaceae. The transcript has a single exon. Gene Ontology annotation, molecular function: gamma-glutamylcyclotransferase activity. The record is from RefSeq and is a predicted model, not a curated record. The coding region runs from base 1 to 810 and encodes 269 amino acids.
AUGGCAGAGCAAGUCAUCGUCCACCCGAAUCUCACGACCUCGAAAACGGGCACAUUCUACUUCGCCUUUGGCUCGAACCUCUCAGCAUACCAGAUGUCCUUGCGACUGAACCACACACCGAGCUCGAGCGUGCCGGUAGCGAUUGCGCGACUCGACUCGCACGCCUGGAUCAUCUGCGAGCGGGGCUACGCCAAUGUUGUCUCGCUGCCGCCCUCGGACGCCGCCUCGGACGCCAACACCGUCUGGGGCGUCGUGUACAACAUGAGUCCCGAGGACGAGGCGCGGCUGGAUCUCUACGAGGGUCACAAUGAUGAGCGGAAUUCAAACGUCCAAGUUAAUCCCGACCCGGCGAGUCAGGUGUGGAAGCCAUAUCUCCAGGGUGGCUGGGACUAUAAUAAGCAUUACUUGCCGAUGACGGUGACCAAGUGGUCGAGGAAUCCGAAGGAAUAUGGUGUUGAGGCGGCAGGGGAAUCGGCGACGGAGCUGCAGACUACGAUACGAGCGUUGGUGUAUGUUGAUGAGUUCCGGACGAGACCUGGGUCGAUCAAGCAUGAGUAUGUAGGAAGGAUGAAUCGUGCGAUUGCGGAGAGUGUUGCGCUGGGAAUUCCGGAGGGUUGGGUGAAUAGUGUGCUGAGGAAGUUCGUCCCUGAAGGAGUGUCUGUUGACGAGGAGGGCUACGUUGGCACGCCUGAUGGCUAUGUCGAGGGAAAAGAUGUGGAUUGGGUGGAUCAUAAGGUACAGGCGGAGGCGACUGAGACCAAGGAUCAUGUUGUGGAGAAUGAUGUGAAGGAAACGUUAGGAAAGUCAUGA